Molecule: messenger RNA, 1618 nt
Organism: Anoplopoma fimbria (sablefish)
Lineage: Eukaryota; Metazoa; Chordata; Actinopteri; Perciformes; Anoplopomatidae
Gene: psat1
Product: phosphoserine aminotransferase 1
Exons: 9
Coding region: 189-1295 (368 amino acids)
Biological process (GO): L-serine biosynthetic process
Cellular component (GO): cytoplasm
Molecular function (GO): O-phospho-L-serine:2-oxoglutarate transaminase activity; pyridoxal phosphate binding
Source: RefSeq, a predicted model, not a curated record
UCCAUCAAUAUUUUGUCAGUGUAGCAUACGAGUUUUAUGAGGGGUGCCUGAACGCAACAUUUCACACAUCGUUUGAUAAUUGGUAUCCACGCCGACGAGCUGAGCAGGAGGGGAGCAAACCAUCCACACCACUGAAGCAGAGCAGAGCAAACCAUCCACCAGGACAUCUUUCUCUUCUUUUAUACAUUAUGGAGCAAAAACAAACCAUCAACUUCGGCGCUGGACCUGCAAAACUCCCCCAAACCGUGCUGCUUCAAGCACAGAAGGAGUUCCUCAGCUACAACGGCAUCGGUGUCAGCGUUCUCGAGAUGAGUCACCGAUCAGCAGACUUCAACAAAAUCAUGACAAAAACGGAGAGUCUCAUGCGAGAGUUGCUGAACAUCCCGGACAACUACAAGGUGAUGUUCCUGCAGGGCGGGGGGUCGGGACAGUUCAGCGCCGUUCCCCUCAACCUGAUUGGCCUCAAAGAGGACAGGUGUGCCGAUUACGUGGUGACCGGAACGUGGUCCGAAAAGGCAGCGAAAGAGGCAGGGAAGUACGGCAAAGUCAACAUCGUCCACCCGAAGCUGGAUAGUUACACGAAAAUCCCCGACCCCAGCAGCUGGACCCUGAACCCCUCGGCCUCCUAUGUGUACUACUGCUGCAACGAGACGGUCCACGGCGUCGAGUACGACUUCGUACCAGAAACAAACGGGGUGGUCCUCGUCAGCGACAUGUCCUCCAACUUCCUGUCUCGACCUGUGGACGUGUCUAAGUUCGGGCUGAUUUUUGCUGGGGCUCAGAAGAACGUGGGCUGUGCCGGAGUGACCGUGGUCAUCGUUCGAGAGGACUUGUUAGGACACGCUCUGAAAGAGUGUCCCAUUGUCCUGGACUACAAGGUGCAGGCUGAGAUGAACUCCCUCUACAACACGCCGCCGUGUUUCAGCAUCUACAUCAUGGGUCUGGUUCUCGAGUGGAUUAAGAACAACGGCGGCAGCGCUGCCAUGGAGGUGCUCAACAAGCAGAAGUCCUCCAUGAUAUAUGACAUCAUCAACGCCUCUAAUGGUUUCUAUGAGUGUCCCGUAGACGUGACUUGUAGAAGCCACAUGAACAUACCAUUUCGAGUGGGGAAGAAAGAGGGAGACGAAGCCUUGGAGAAGGAGUUUCUGGCCGGCGCAUCCAAACGUGGAAUGAUAUCGCUGAAAGGACACAGGUCAGUUGGAGGAAUUCGUGCAUCUCUGUACAAUGCUGUAACAGUGGAGGACACUGAAGCCCUGGCAACCUUUAUGAAAGAAUUCCUGAAAGAGCACCAGUAAAACAGCCACACUGAAAGCCAGCUGAUAUCGCACAUCUGCAUUUCAUGGCUCCAGCUUCAGAAAAUAAAAAAAUAAUCAUCAUGUUAACAUGAGAUCCAUGUUGGAUCUGGAAGCUGCACCUUUUAGAAGUGUUUUGUAAAACCCCCUUCAUUGGCCAUAAUAAGCUUUAACCAUUACUUUUGCCGGUAAUUUCUUAAAUACAUCUGUUUCAUAGAAGUACUAUUUUAAUGUUGACUAACAGUGCUUUAAUGUACAUACUGUAGGUGAUGCUUGUUACUUGCUCAAAAUAUAUUUACAUUCCAGUAAAACUAACUUGGCAAUAA